UGGUUCCGCGUCUCUCUAGGAGUUUGUAGUCCGUCUGGGAGCCAGCCCUCCCGGUACGAACUUCAGCUACAGGGGUUGUAAACCCUAGAUCCGGAGAGCCCGGAGCCUCGCGGUGAUCUCGAAGCCUGCCAAACUCUGCGGCCCGUGAUGACCUAUAGGACACUUAGUGCACUCCUGCUGUCUACCUGGCGUGCACGUGCCCUUGCUGUUUACCCCGCUUAACGUGCCGGGCGCUGUCUACCCCUCGGGUGUACCUACUGAAUGCUCCUGGGCUGAAUACUGUGUCUCAUGUGCCCCUGCUGGGUGUCCAGCGUGGACGCAGCGCUGCGGUGUGCUCGCUGUGGAUGUGCCAGCUCUUGGGCGUGAGGCGUCUGCAGGUGUGUCAGCUGGAGGCGGGCGGAACCUCGAGCGCGCUGACUUUGCCCCUGUAGCCUCUGCUCCCAGCGGGCGGGUCGGCAGCGCCCAGAUACCCGGAGAACCCGGGCUCAGCAGCUCCUUUCUCUCCUCGACGCGAGCCGAGCUAGUAGCACCAGGCCAUGAGGAACACCAGCAAGGAGGUGCAAGGUGCCUCUCACCGCUACGCUCCCUGCGACUGGUAUUACCACCUACCUGUGAAGCGCUCUGAGAAGGCCGUGGGUGCCCCACCCGCAUCCCAGAUCCCAGGGCUCAGCGAUUUGGGAGACUCCCCAAAUGGAAACCUGCCCCGUGCUCGGAGAUACUGGAUAAAAGAAACAGACUCCGAGUAUGUGAAAUUGGCGAAGCAAGGCGGCCGACCUGAUUUGCUGAAGCACUUUGUCCCUGGGACCAGGAAGGGCUCCCCAGUAGCCUACUCCCUGCCAGACUGGUAUAUCCACCACAGCAAGCCUCCGACAAGCCACCAGCGAGAAGUCCCCGUGGUCUCCAUGCCAGAUUACAUGGUGUAUGAAGAAUUCAACCCUGAUCAGGCCAACGGGAGCUAUGAGUCCAGACGAGGCCCUUUUGACUUCGACAUGAAAACAGUUUGGCAAAGAGAGGCUGAGGAACUUGAAAAUACGAAGAGAAAGGUGAAACUGCCAGCCAUCAACUCCAAGAAUCCCAGCAAAGUGGGGACCCCGGUGGGCCAUAAAGACCCAGAAGGGAGCAGACUGUCAUUGCCUCCUAUGCCUGGUCAAAAAAACAGUUCACCCACAAACUUUUCCAAACUUAUCAGCAAUGGCUACAAGGAUGAGUGGCUGCAGCAGCAGAGAGCGGAUUCUGACGAGAAGACUCCAAAGACAUCCAGGGCAUCCAUGUCCACUCAGUCCACAAAGGACUCUGAAGGUACCCCGGACACAGAGAUGCCCCAAGAUCCAGAGGCCCCUCAAGACUCUGAGGAAGCUCCAGCUGCAGAAGGAACCCCGUCAGAAUCAACGCCAGCAGAGCUCAAAUAAUCGUGGAUAUGCUAUCUAGGGCAACCUUCUUAGUUGCUGUCUGUAGAUUGACAAUGGACAGCUAUAUUUAUAGGCUCCUGUUCUAUUUUAUUAACGUAGAGUCUUAUGGAACAACUUGCCUUGAGUAUGGUUGAGAUCACCGUAGCAAACAUGGGGUAAGUGUGGGCUUUUGUUUCUUACCUUUCUCUGGGGUGGCCUUGCUGGCCUGGUGACUGUUGGGACCAGAGUCUUCUUCCUGAAGCUGACCUCUAACAUCCCAUCUGCACCACAGUGUGGAGAGUUGCUCUAAGGCUCUGAAAGGGAGGAAACUCACAAGCUGCAGCUUUUUCCCGAAUUUGAUCCCAUAGUCUUUAUAGAAACAACUUCCAGUUACACAGAAAGGACGAAUUCCAGAGCCGGGUGACGUCAUUUGCUGUAACAACAUUUUAUUAUGCCUUGAAGUUUUAAGCAUGUCAUAUAAAACAUUGUAACAUUAGUUUAUAUUUUUUUUUUGCUAAUAGUUUGAGUGCAAAUUGAAGCCCAGAAAUACUGAACAUUUAUUAUUUUAUAUUCUUUAGGUUAAAAAAAAAUAUUUAAUCUCAGUUAGGCUAUUUUAUUAGGCUUCUAAUACAUUAAAAACAUUCUAGUAAUUGGGCUGAAUGCUCUUGUUUUAUAAAUUUUAUUGUUUAUGUGUUAGUAAUUAACAUUAAAAUAUAUUUUAUAUUUUAUUCAUUAAUAAAACAAUAAUCUUAUCAGGAAAAGUUUCUAGAAAGCCAAAUAGGGUCAGCACUUCUGUGUCAUUCCUGGAAUUAACUUAUCAUGCAUUUGCUUGGUUAAAGUUUAAAUUUCAAAUUGGUUCUUUAACUGAAAUGCUUAAUUGAGCACUUACAUCUAUCUCUAUUGCUUUAUCAGAAGGAUACUACUAUGGGAAAAUAUAUCUAAUAUGUAAAAACAUAGAUUACUAUAUGUAUUCAAUAAACAUAAUAUACCACUA
This is a messenger RNA of Peromyscus leucopus (white-footed mouse), 2382 nucleotides long. RefSeq names its product chromosome 10 C7orf57 homolog (gene C10H7orf57). NCBI's taxonomy places the organism in Eukaryota, Metazoa, Chordata, Mammalia, Rodentia, Cricetidae. The transcript has 7 exons. Bases 537 to 1409 code for a protein of 290 amino acids. The record is from RefSeq and is a predicted model, not a curated record.